CCUUUCGGCGCUCGAAAUCUAAAGUAUUGCUACACAAAGAGGCAUGGGUAAAAAGGUUAAGACAGGAAAAGCUAGGAAAGACAAGUUUUACUUCCUUGCUAAGGAGACAGGUUUCAGAUCUAGAGCAGCUUUUAAGUUAAUUCAACUAAAUCGUCGCUUCAGAUUUCUAAAUUCGUCCAAGGUUCUAAUUGAUCUAUGUGCUGCCCCAGGAGGUUGGCUGCAAGUUGCAGCGAAAGAAAUGCCUGUAUCGAGCCAUAUCAUAGGCAUUGAUCUGGUCCCUAUUCAGCCUAUCCCAAGAGUAAAAACCUUUAUUGCCGACAUUACUGCUGACAAAUGCAAACAGCUUUUGCGAAACGAAUUAAAUGAUUUGAAAGCUGACGUUGUUUUGCAUGACGGUGCACCAAAUGUAGGAGCUUCGUGGUCAAUAGAUGAAUAUGGACAAGCUGUUCUCUGUCUUCAUUCAUUUGCACUCGCUACAGAGUUUCUGCGCAGAGGUGGUUGGUUUGUUACUAAAGUAUUCAGAAGUCGAGAUUAUGAACCUUUAAAAUGGGUUUUAUCUCAAUUCUUUCGGACGGUACGUGCAAUCAAACCCGAAGCCUCUCGACUUGAAUCAGCAGAAAUCUUUCUCGUCGGACAAUCUUAUCUCGCUCCAGCACGUAUUGACCCCAAGUUUUUGGAUGUAAAGCACGUGUUUGGCGAAGUUGAUGUUCCAAAGGAUCGUGCAACAGUAGUGUCAUCUUUUCUGAAGGAGAGUCGAAAAAAGAAGGCCGAAGGCUAUGAGGAGGGUGAUACAUUGUAUCACGAACUGCCGUUAUCUGCAUUUCUGAAAUCUAACGAUCCUCUGGAAUCUUUAGCAAAGACCAACAAGGUUAUCUUCGAUAUCCCAGAAAUCGCAAGUCAUCCAUUAACAACAGCCAUAAUAAGAGAAGAUUUUGAUGAUAUUCAGGUUCUUGGAAAAGCAGAUAUUAAGAACCUGCUGAAAUGGAGAACUAAGAUUCUGAACAUCUUCAAGCCUGAAACAAAAGAGUCUAACGAAACCAAUGAGUCACCUGAUCUUGUUAAGCCUAAAAUGAGUGCCAAUGAAGAUGAAGAAGAUUUGGAAGUCGAGACAGAAGUUCAGAGACUGUUGAAUGAAGAAGAAAAGAUGAAGAAAAAAAAGUUAAAGAAAGUUAGAAAAGAAAAGCGAAAGCUUGCUGAGCGUUACGUGCUUAAAAUGGCGCAUGAAUCUGAUCAUAUUGAACAAAAUGAUGACGAGUUAUUUUCCUUGGCUGCUGUAAACGAUCUGGUUGGCUUAGAAGAAUCUAACCAACUUUGUGGAGAUACUAGUCAUACAGGUGCAGAUGAUUUGGCCCGUGAACAAAUUGACGCUGCUCUAAAGGCUAAACGUAAAAGUUUGGCUGAUGAAAGACGUUCAGCGGUGGAAGGUCGGAAACGCGUUCAUUUUGAGAGACGUGCUGAGGAUCAGACGGCAGAGUACUUGCCUACAGAUGAAUCGGUUAGUGGAAAGCCUACUAAUCUCCAACGUGAUGAUUUGUAUGUCAGUUCUGAAGACAGCAGUGAUUCUGAAUCAGACGAAUGGAAUAAGGAAGAUGAAGAUAUCAGUUUAGAAUCAGAUUUUGAAUCUUCAGGAGAUGUAAGUGAUACAAAUAAUGCCAACACUCCAGAGUUGGGUUCAAAGGAUAAGAAACCUAAAUCUAAGCGGCAAAUGAUCCUGCCACCAGGAUUAGCUUUAUCUACAACUGAGCAAGGUAAAAGGAAUCCCUUACUCGUGGAUUUGGAUGAUGCUGAGGAAAGUGUGAAAAAGAAGCGUAAAAUUGAUUCGUGGUUUGGUUCAAAUGAAAUAAAAGAAAUAUUGACUCCACUUAAUGAAGAUAAUAAUGAUGUCAUUUCACUUGUAUCAAACAAAAAAUCACGAAAAUCGGAUUGUGCACUAGAAGUCAAAGCAAACAAAAAAGAUAAAGAGAUAGACAAGAAGAAGACGAAGAAAGAGAAGAAAGUUAAAAUUGUUGAUAGUUCUGUAUCAGCGCCGUCAACAACUGAUCCGUCCACAAUUUCACCUGAGAAACUUGAGAAAUCAAUACAUCGCAUACGGCGUCUCAAUCGCCCGUUAACUCCAGAAGAGCGGGCUUUAGCAACCCGUCUCAUUCAGUCCGCAAAAUCCAGGCGAGAGCUACUUGAGUCAGGAUAUAAUCGUUUCCAGUUUUUUGAAAAAUCCUCUGAGUUACCGGAUUGGUUUGUUGAAGACGAAAGGAAACAUAUGCGAAAACCUAUAGUUGUUAAAAAAGAGGAAAUUCCAGUCGAUAUACCAACAAUGGGUCGUUCUCUUUCGAAGGCAGAACAAGCUAAAGCACGUAAAAAGGCUCGUCUAGCGAAACGUUUGAAAAGAAUUCGUCAAAAAGCAGAAGAUAUAUCCGAUGAAAUACCCGAAACUGAGAAAUGGCAACAAAUAAAACAAAUGUACAAAAAGGCUGGUUUAUUAAAGAAACAACGUCGCCCUCUGCAUAUGAUUGUGAACACAAAAGCCGGUUCACGUGGCAGUACAAAAGCACCAAAAGGAGCUAAAGUUAAGAUUGUCGAUAAACGAAUGAAAGCGGAUUUACGAGGACAAAAUAAAGCUAAGUUUGGCAAAAAGGGAGGCAGAGGUAAAAGCAAAGCUGGACGGCCUGGAAAACCGAAAGGAAUGAGAAAAGGACGUUAAGAAUGUUGUUUUACUUGACUUCCAUUUGUACAUAUAUAAUAUGAUUUGGUGAUAUAAAUCUCUGAAAUUUUCAUACUCUUGGUUUUCUUUGAGACAGUUUUAUAUCGAAAUAGUGCCUUUACUUUUUUAUCUGCUUAUACCUACCCAUACAAUGCUUCCAAUUGUGAAACGUUAAUGGAUAUUUGCAUUCUGAAGUAAAGCAAUUUAAAUAUAUCUGGGUGUUUUUUUAAGAUGGGCAGACUAAUAUUUUGUGACAUAAUUAGCGAAUACUGAUUGAGCAUUUGAAAUAUCUUGUGUGGUAAUAACAUUCCUUCUUAAAUUAUGAAGUUUCAUUCAUUUUAAACUCAUAAUAUUGGAAAUAUUUCAAAACGUUUUCUUCGAGUGUUGUUUGAACUUUACUCACUGUACACAGUUACAAAGAAAAAUAUACUGAUUAUCACUUGGAAGAUCAGUAAGUUUGGUUGGGAAGAACCCCAUGAAGUACUGUCAUGUAAUGAACAUCGG
Molecule: messenger RNA, 3202 nt
Organism: Trichobilharzia szidati
Lineage: Eukaryota; Metazoa; Platyhelminthes; Trematoda; Strigeidida; Schistosomatidae
Source: the annotation of a GenBank genome assembly